UUUAAAACCCUAAUAACAACAGCAACUAUAUAUUCUCGAUAAAACUAAAAAAACUCCCUUAAAACCCUAGUAACAACUAUAUAUUCUCAGUAACACAAACCCUAAAACCACUCUUUGUUCCAAAAUUUAUCCCAAAAGCAAACAAUCAUGAAGGUUAUUGCCACCUACUUGUUGGCUGUGUUGGGUGGAAGCACCAAUCCUACAGCUGAAGAUUUGAAGGCAAUUCUUUCCUCCGUUGGAGCAGAAGCCGAAGAUUCAAAAAUUGAGUUGUUAUUAUCUCAAGUCAAAGGAAAAGACCUUACUGAACUUAUUGCAGCUGGAAGAGAGAUGCUUGCAUCGGUCCCUUCCGGUGGUGGUGGUGGUGCUGGUGGUGUUGUGGUUGCUAGUGGUGGUGUAGGUGCAGCGGUGGCGGAGAAGAAGGAAGAGGUAAAGAAGGUUGAAGAGAAAGAAGAGUCUGAAGAUGAAGACUUUAAUUUGGAUCUCUUUGCUUAGACGAUGAAUUUAAGUUUUAUGCACUAGCAUGCAAUUGUUACUUUUAUGUUAUAGUAUCCUAUUGGAAUUGGAGUUGAUGUUUUGUUUACUUUUUUGGGAUUAAAUUCUAUAUUUUAGUUUAGGUUUCUUUUAUAUAAUAGUAUUUGGUUUUAUGUCCAUGCAUAUAUGUUGGUUAUGUUGCUCGUUCAAUUUUUUCUUGUUCAUGCAUUAUAUAAUAAUGUUAUGUUCAUG
Molecule: messenger RNA, 723 nt
Organism: Capsicum annuum
Lineage: Eukaryota; Viridiplantae; Streptophyta; Magnoliopsida; Solanales; Solanaceae
Product: 60S acidic ribosomal protein P2-like
Exons: 1
Coding region: 148-492 (114 amino acids)
Biological process (GO): cytoplasmic translational elongation
Cellular component (GO): cytosolic large ribosomal subunit; ribosome
Molecular function (GO): structural constituent of ribosome
Source: RefSeq, a predicted model, not a curated record